Vicia faba (fava bean) is the source of this 423-nucleotide messenger RNA. The record is from the annotation of a GenBank genome assembly. NCBI's taxonomy places the organism in Eukaryota, Viridiplantae, Streptophyta, Magnoliopsida, Fabales, Fabaceae.
AUGUCGCCGGAGUUUCAGUCCAGCGGCGUGGCGACGCAGAAGUCUGAUGUGUAUGCUUUUGGAGUGGUGAUACUGGAGCUUUUAUCCGGGGAGGAGCCGUUGAAGUUCAAGUUUGACGAGAAGAGCCGUGAUUUUGUGAGGAAAUCGGUGAUUGAGUCGGCGAGAUCCGCCGUGGACGGUGGCGAGGGUGGCGUGGAAGGGAAGCUGAGGAUGUGGGUGGAUAGGAGGUUGAAAGAUUCGUUUCCGGUUGAUGUUGCUGAGAAGCUGACACGUGUAGCGUUGGAAUGUGUACACGUGGACCCGGAUCAAAGGCCUAACAUGGGACGCGUCGCAGGGAAGAUUUCCACGUUGUAUUUGAAGUCUAAGCAUUGGUCUGAUAACAUGAAAUUGCCUGAUAUGUCUUUUUCAUUGGCUCCUAGAUGA